This is a messenger RNA of Hydatigera taeniaeformis, 3144 nucleotides long. The record is from the annotation of a GenBank genome assembly. NCBI's taxonomy places the organism in Eukaryota, Metazoa, Platyhelminthes, Cestoda, Cyclophyllidea, Taeniidae.
AUGAGCCGCUGCUGUCUCCAUCUGGCUAUCGUUUAUAGCCUGCUGGCCGUGUCCUACCGCUGCUUGCAAGUGGCAGGGCGACGGCCAUCAGAUGGAGACAAUCCUCAAGCCAAAGCUGCCAACAAAGUGUUCGCCACUGACGCUGAUGCUGGAAUCAAUGGGACCGUACAGUACUACCUUGGAACCAUUCAGACUGCUUCCAGCUCCUCUGACUACUCCGAAAGGGCGCUCUUCCAAGUUGAUCGUACCAACGGACAGAUUUCCUUAAAAAAACCCUUCUCCAUCUCGGAUGUUGGGCACACAUUUAAUGUGCACAUAGUUGCCAGUGAUAUGGGCAUAAAACCCCUACAGACACAGGCAAUUCUCAAAGUGCUUGUCGACAAGUCAGUGCCGAAGGGCGCAAGUGCCGUCAGACAGUCAGGCUCGCCAGGAUUCAGCAAAUCCAUUUCUGACUCCAUGAUCAACCUCUUCAUUAUCAUCUUCAUCGUUGCUGCAGCCUUCAUAAUAUCAACGGUCCUUCUCACCGCUGUCUGCAUUGUUCUCAGCAAGUCUCGUCGAAACUCAGGCAAUUCGCAUACAAUGCACAAGAAACACAACACGUCUGCCACAAACGAUAGUUCCAUGCAGGACCAACGCAACACUCAUUUCCUACCCGACCUUGGGGCAUUGCCGGCAUCCUAUACGCUUGCACAUGCGGGAGGCAAGGUAUACCAUGCAAUCCCUCUCGUCUCCACUGCUCGCUGGUCUCCCACUUCCUCUUCAUCUGCCGCCCUCGUCUAUGCCACAGUUGACCCAAUGAUGAGUUCUGCUGCUGCAGACGAAUUCGGUGCCCCAUUGAGCGGUCGUCUUGUCACGGGGACCACGGUCACCACAACCGUCUCUACUUGCACGGCUGUUACAUCGCGAGGCGAUCUCAGCAGUUCUGUUUGUUGCGUUGCGCGACCAACCCACGGUCUUUCGCUAACCUGUGAAGACGCCAUCUGGUUGGGGAGUCAGGAGGGACUCUUUGAUAGGCAUGAAAUAGCGGGGAGGCCUGAAGCAGCCGGUUUCAAUGAUCAAGAUAGUGGCCACGGUGACUCUUUGGAUACUAACAGGGCUGCGCUCCUUGUCAAGCCCACUGCUCAUACACGCACUCGAAGCCCUUUUGUAUCUACUUCGGCCCUAGGAGCAAUCACCGACGACGGUGCAUUCCCCCUCCAGUCUCUUCAAGUUCCCGGUUGUAGCAGCUUAAACGCGGAGCACAGGAGGCUGCAAAUCUGGAACGCGCAAGGUGGUUCUCCCACAGCAGAUUGGAUUGCGGCUAAUUUAGAAAUUUCCGGGAGACCAACUAGGUUAGCUCUUGUAGCUGAUCCAAUUGAUCCUAUCUAUGAGUCUGUUGAUGAAGAGGAUCGCAAGAUUCGAUUUCGAGUCAAUUCUUACAAAAGAUGCUUGAAAAUAACCCGGAAAAAGGUCGAAUAUCCUAAUAACGAAUCGGGCCAAGUGAAACCUGAACCAAUCUACCAAGUUGUUUUGCAAAAGCGAAGGCUCCUUAAGGGGGAGGAAGUAAAGAUUGGUUUUAACGAAAAGGCUUCUCAGCGCCUUUUCCUUAUCCAUAUAAGAGAGGCAAUGAAGGAGAAUAAAAGAUUGAAUUCGAGUCGUUUGCAUCGGUGUAAACGGAUGCGAGAUGGUGGGGCUAAUGUACUGCAUUCUUAUGAUAUCAACGAGAUCGACAAAUUUAUGACUGAAAACAAAGUUUAUGAAAAGCAUGACUGGAGUGGGAUGAAGGUGCGCGUCGUGCCUACCGAACUCGCCAUCCGCCUACAACUUAGAGGUAUCUUCUUGCUUGAAAUAAAGGAGUGCGAUAUGUGCCUUUUGGACUACAUCACGAUGUCAGAAGUUAAUAGAUGGCCUUUUAAAUCCAUAAGGAGCUUUGGCUUUAAUGAUGAACGCCUUUACAUUCUAACCGGUAGUCAGUGCAUUGGUGGACGUGGGCUGCUGAUCUUUGAGAGUGAAAAGUGUGCAGAUCUAAUGAAUCGGAUGAUUUGCAUGAUGAAAAGCAUCGCGGGUGAGAGUGAAUCACCGACGGAGGAAGCAGUGUCAGUCGUCCCUUCUUCACAACACUCGACAUCAUUGCAGCUGUCUACGCAUACGGAAGCAUCAAAGAUAGCGCAGUCCAAAGGUGCUCUUUGCAAUCCUCCUCCUAUACCCACAAAAAAGUCGAUGCAAGACCUCAGUGCCAGUCUUCAGGAUUUUUGUCGGGCACAUUGCUGUAGCCUCCCUCCUCUUCGGGGGCGAAACGAGACGCGUAGUGUCGAGGUGGUGACGGGUGUGGAACCUGGGGUCGAGGAGCCUGAAACCAAGAGCCUGGAGGCGACAGAUAUCAACUCCGAUGAUGAUCUCAGUCUUGAUGCCAUGGAUGAUGUGAACGUUGAUUUAGCAUCACUGAAAGAAGACUUGGAACAGAGACUGUCGCCUACUUGUGAAAUUAAUGAGGAGACUAGUAGACCACUGAAUAGUAAUGACGGCACGGUGACUAAUGUUGAUGCACCGAAAGAUCAGCGCAAGUGUACACUUAGAACAUUAAGCUUGAAGAAAAGCCUUUCGGAAUUGAUCUCACAUAGCAUGGCUCGAAUUGAGUCAAUAAAGUUGUCAUCAUCCCCACCUCUCCCCAAUCCGUCGGAACCAGCAACCAUCCUUGACUCACCACAAAAUAUGGAUCAUCACUCUCCUUCCUCCUCCUCCCCUCCUCCUCCUCCUCCUCCUCCUCCUAUCCCUCUCGUAACCGAUUACAAAUCCCAGGGUUUGUAUGAAUCUCGCAGCGCCGAAAAUAACAUCGAUGCGACCGUUCUCCUGAGGGAACAAGGACACUCAAGGCGAACGGAUUCUACAAAGGCCGUGCAGUUGAUAAAAUGGCGUGAUCUGCCUGGGAAAGAAGACUACUAUAGCUCAACAUCGAACCGUUUUCUGACGGAAACUUCAGGGCACAACAGAGAACCAGAUCAACGUGAGAGUGAAGGUGUGGAUCAGUGUCUCACAACCUGCCAGAAUACAGAAUCAUCCUCGAUGCAGGAGGACACAUCUUUUCCUUCUUCUACUAGCACCACCAGAGAUCGCCAAAUGUCGGCUGCGCUUAGAUCGGAUAUGGUUGCAUUUACGUCUUUCUGA